AUGUCCCCUCCAGUGACUGGCACUCUGACUCCAGCUGAAAAUUUACUUUUAUCUUACUGGUUGUGUGUUUCUGCAGGCUGCACUGUGAUAAACCUUGGUAAGACAUUGCCUAUCACAGCAUACAUAGGAGGGUCAGUUCUGCUGCCAUGCUACUGCUCUGACCUACAGAACAAACCUGAGGGAUUCAGCUGGAGGAAACUCAAUACAAAAGGAGAUGCAUGGGAAGACAUAUCCAGUGAGAGUGGUCAGUACAGAAACAGAGUUCAGCUGGUUAAUGGUCACUCUCCAGGAAAUCUUUCUCUACUCAUAUCACACCUGACUGAAGAGGAUGGAGGAGAGUACCAGUGUUAUGUUGAAGGCCGUGGACACGUCUACAGUGCACUCACUGUUGAAGGCUGCACUGUGAUAAACCUUGGUAAGACAUUGCCUAUCACAGCAUACAUAGGAGGGUCAGUACUGCUGCCCUGCUACUGCACUGACCUACACAUCACACCUGAGGGAUUCACCUGGAGGAAACUCAACACAAAUGGAGACGCAUGGGAAGAUAUAUCCAGUGAGAGUGGUCAGUACAGAAACAGAGUUCAGCUGGUUAAUGGUCACUCUCCAGGAAAUCUUUCUCUACUCAUAUCACACCUGACUGAAGAGGAUGGAGGAGAGUACCAGUGUUAUGUUGAAAGGCGUGGACACGUCUACACUCGUCUAGUGACAAAGGUCUUACAGGGAAUGAAAGCCUCAUUGACCCUCCACCUUGACUCUGCCACUGUAUUCCGCAUGUCAAUCUCCUUGCUUCUGCUCCAGGCUCAGUAUAGCCCUCGUGAUGGCAAAGCAGAAACUGAGAAUAUAGACCUCCAGUACAGGUGCAAGCCAGAAUUUCUGUACUUGGUUCAAAUGUCUAAGCACUGGUUCAAAUGUCCCACUGGUAACGGAGCUGAGCUGGACGGUUGUAGCCUCCCAGUUGUCAAGCGUACCUCUCACAGUGUAUGGAAGAACAUCUGGUGGCAGCAAAGAGAUUGUCGAGCCUGUGUAGAUGAAUGCAGGGAGCCUUACUUCAUUAAUGGAACAUUCUAUUCAAAGACUGUAGCCACGGUUGCUCUCUCUGGCAGCAGCAGUGAUGCUGAGAGUUACUCCCUGAUGGAGCUGAGUGUUCUUGUUUCCUGCUGGCUCCUGAUGAUCCUAUCCCUCUCCUGCUCCCACUUCUUCUCAGUCUAUCUGGAAGCAGCUUCUUGA
This is a messenger RNA of Colossoma macropomum (tambaqui), 1227 nucleotides long. RefSeq lists its product as uncharacterized. The record is from RefSeq and is a predicted model, not a curated record. The transcript has 4 exons. Bases 1 to 1227 code for a protein of 408 amino acids. Gene Ontology annotation, cellular component: external side of plasma membrane. Gene Ontology annotation, biological process: immune response; cell surface receptor signaling pathway; T cell costimulation. Lineage: Eukaryota; Metazoa; Chordata; Actinopteri; Characiformes; Serrasalmidae.